Messenger RNA from Micromonas commoda, 1171 nucleotides. RefSeq lists its product with no specific name. The record is from RefSeq and is a predicted model, not a curated record. Gene Ontology annotation, molecular function: FAD binding. The transcript has a single exon. The coding region runs from base 133 to 1131 and encodes 332 amino acids. Lineage: Eukaryota; Viridiplantae; Chlorophyta; Mamiellophyceae; Mamiellales; Mamiellaceae.
AACUGGAUGUUCACAUUCGGCGCCAUCACCGAGCUGCCGGACGAGCGAGACCUCCCUUUCUCCAUCUGCGUCGACCGGAGCGACCUUCAAGAUGUUUUGUUGGAGGAAAUCGGGGACGCGGGGAUCGUGAACAUGGGAUCGGCGGUUGCCAAGUACGAGAACCGAAGAGACGGGAACGGCGUCGACGUGACUUUAGAAGACGGUCAAGUCAUCACCGCGGAUGUUCUAGUCGGUGCAGACGGGAUCUGGUCAAAGGUGCGCGCGCAGAUGUUCGGCGAGCCCAGCGGCGUGAAAGGCGCGGGAUCCACUGCGAGUUUCACAGGGUAUAAGUUGUAUUCCGGUUUGCCGCUGUUCAAGCCGUACUACUACGAGGACGUCGGGUACAGCGCAUUCAUCGGCCCGGACCAUUAUUUCGUGACGUGCCCUGACCGCGCCGGGCGCGUGCAGUGGUACGGGUUCAUCAAAGCCACGCAGCCAAACACACCCGAUAAGGAGAACCCCGCGGCCUUCCUCGAGGAAACCUUGAAAGGGUGGGCGCCUGAGGUACUGGAGCUGAUCCGUGCCACCGACCCAAACGAGAUUGAGCAGCGGGAUUUGUGGGACCGAUUCCCGAGCGUGACCAAAUCAUGGGCGGACGGAAACGUGACGCUACUCGGCGAUUCGUGCCACGCGACGAUGCCCAACAUCGGCCAGGGUGCGGGAUUGGCUUUCGAGGAUGGUUACGAGCUUGCCAAGAUUCUGGAAAAGGUUAAGAAUCGUUCCGAGGUUCCGUCAGCUCUGGAUUCGUUUUACAAGAAGCGCAUCUUGCGCACCGCCGCCGUGCAAGGACUCGGGCGCAUGAACUCGGAGGCUAUUAAGAUCCUAACACCGCUUUUACCUAUUCGACCACUGGUGGAGUACUUUAUCGGCCCAUUCUUGCCGCUGGUGUUCCGCACGCAGUUUGGGUAUUGUUACUCGUUCUGCCCGCAGAAGAUGGACGCGGGAGAGGCGCGCGCGCUCGCGGACGACAUGCGCGCUCGGCACAAGAAAGAGGCGGAGGCGGCGUGGGCCGAGGCGGAGGGGCGGGGCAUACAGUUGACAGGAGUCGAGAACAAACACGAAAACCCGGCGCUUGAGGUGAUCGCGAACUAGCUAGUCUUAUAGCGGUGAGCGAGGGUGCAUGAUGGAGGUG